This is a messenger RNA of Cavenderia fasciculata, 1416 nucleotides long. RefSeq lists its product as uncharacterized. Lineage: Eukaryota; Evosea; Eumycetozoa; Acytosteliales; Cavenderiaceae. Bases 1 to 1416 code for a protein of 471 amino acids. The record is from RefSeq and is a predicted model, not a curated record. The transcript has a single exon.
AUGCUCGAGAUACAUAAUAAUAAUGAUAUAGUAGUUACAAAUAGAUUACCAUGGAUAAUAGAAUCAAAGAUUAUUUAUAUAUUAUGUAAUUAUCGACAUGAUAGAUACAAGGCAUUCAAGAUUAAAGAUGUGUAUAAUAUUGCAGGUGUAUCAAAAGCUUGGAGAUAUGCAACUCGGAGAUCAUUGAAUGAUAUUGUUAGUUGGUGUAUUCAAAUAAAUAUGAUCAAACUUGAAGAGUACAGAGAACACUAUGAAAAUGAUCUAUGCCUAUUGUCAGCUGGUGAAGGUGAUGGUCAUCACAAUAAAGUCAAGCUUAUGAUUGAUGAUGCAUCGAGUAAAGUCACUGCCAUCAACAAACAAUACGUAGACAGUCACUUACAGUGGUUUACAGAAUCAAUUAUAAAAAAGACAACAACAUUGUAUUUUGGUAGGAGUGAACUAAGUAAUUGGGUCAGUCACUUCUCUCGAGUUGGAGGACCUAUUCCAACUCUUACUACAAUGUUUAUUUAUAAUGUAGCUGUACCACUCUACCUAUUCAAUCAUUUAAAAGAGUUACAUAUAACAUUCUACAAGAGAACAAGUCAAUAUAUAUGUAGUGUAUUGGAGAAUUGUCAUAGUCUAGAGUCAUUGUCAAUGGAUAUUGGUGAUUGUCCCAAUUUAGACAUGGACAUGAUAUUUUCAAGUAUACCACGUAGUACUCUCACCAAGUUAUGUUGGGGUGAACAGUACCAAUACCAACCUCCAUACGAUUCAGCCGUCCAAUCAUAUCCAUUCCAUCUAUUACCGAAAACGAUACGUGAGCUUAUAGUAUGGGACCCAACACAAAUGUGUUCACAAUCAUACUAUGACUUUGUACAAGCCAACUCGGUUCAUACAGUUGCUCAAUACAGUCUUUCAACACUAGAAUGUAUCCACUUUUUAUCGUCUCCCUCUUCUCCAAUCAAAGACCUCUAUCUAGAUGUUUGUGACAGUCCUCCAUUCUCAAUCAAAGAAAAGGCAUUAAUCCCACCAAUGUUGGAAUCAUUGGAACUAAAUAUUAGUUCUGAAACGUGUGAUGAUGUAUUGGACUGUAUUUUCAAUCAUAGUGGUUCGUUACCAACCCUUUUCACUAUUAAACUCGAUACAGCCUGUAUUAUCCAACUCACUCGGUUCAUUCAAAAGAGUAAAUCCCUUAAAACCAUUCAUUUGCACUAUGAAUUUUCAAAUCAAUCGAUAAAUGGUCCAUGUGAUAGUUGGGAACUAUUCUUGGAUGCAAUUGCCAACAGUCCAUCCAUCGAACUCGUUUAUCUUGGAUUCAAAGAUACUGAAAUCAUCAACAUUAUAAAUACAUACUUGAAAACAAAUCAAAACAGUAAUCAAUUAGAAUUUAAACAGCAACAAUCAAUUAUUAUCAAUACUCGUAAUGUUAAACCAUAA